GGCACUGAAUCAGCCUCUAGCCUUGAUAACGAAGCAUCUUCCAAUUUCUUUAUCACAAAACGAGACGAUGAAAAUCGACAUGACAUUGAUCAAUUUGCUAGGCGAAAUCUUCCAUCUAAUGGACAUAUUCCUACUUUAAUUUCUCAGCAGAACAACGAAAAUAUUGCUAACACCGAAUCCGCAAAUAAUAAUCAAUUCGGCCUUCAAUCCUCAAAGGGCACUGAAUCAACCUCCAGUCUUGAUAAUGAAGCUUCUUCCAACUUCCUUAUCGCAAAACGAGACAUGCAAAAUCCUCCACCCAAUGGACAUAUGCCGACUUUAUUUUCUCAGAACAACAACGAAAAUAUUGCUAACACUGAAUCCGCAAAUAAUAAUCAAUUCGGCCUUCAAUCCUCGAAGGGCACUGAAUCUGCCUCCAGUCUUGAUAACGAAGCUUCUUCCAACUUUCUUAUCGCAAAACGAGACAAGGAAAAUCAAUACGACAUUGAUCAUCUUGACAGACGAAAUCUUCCACCCAAUGAAUAUAGACGUACACUCUAUUUUCAGCAGGCUAACGAGAAUGUGGGCAGUACCGAGGCUGCCAACGUUAAUUCACUUAAUAUACAAUCCAAUAAUGCUGCUGAAUCUGCUAGUACAUUUGAAAAUGAAGGCGCCUCAACGUUUGUAAUGGGUUAA
Molecule: messenger RNA, 675 nt
Organism: Acaulospora morrowiae
Lineage: Eukaryota; Fungi; Glomeromycota; Glomeromycetes; Diversisporales; Acaulosporaceae
Source: the annotation of a GenBank genome assembly